AGGCAAAGAACGGGCUUGAAUGGAAUCUUUUACCUCCAACACUUCAUAGACGGCACACGAAAGGAUUUCUUUACCUGCUGCUUGGGAAUAAGUGAUUUGAAUAAUUGCUUAAGCCACUAUGGAGACAACCAGUGAUACCACAAAAAUCCUAGAGAAGGGUCCUGAAUACCUUCGAAAGCAAAUGGAACUGGAGAAUGAGGCAAAAGGGCGCAUGAGUGCGGUGGAAAGGCUUGCAGCAACCAAACCAAAAUAUGUCAAGAGCCAACGGGUGGUCAACUCGACUCAGGAGCCAGCGAUCAGUCUCGGAUCAGCUUCUGUGAGUAGCACUGGGUCUUCUAACCGGAGUUCAAACCGUGGUGGAAAACUUGUCACAAGGAGUGACUCACCUGAGGCUACACGUGUUGCACAAAGCUGCACACCGGGGCAGGUACGUAGGUCCAGCUCCAAAAAACGACCAGACUCUCUUCUGCUUUACAGGCAGAAAUGUGAAUUAUUGAGAGGGUCUCCAACUGUCCGGAAACACAAUAGAACACGCAAGUUGCUACACAGCUCUGUGAAUAAAAAUGUUCCACUACCUGAGGCAGCAGAUAAGGAAUAUGAGUCUGAGGGCAACAAGGAAAAAAUCCCCACGCCUGAGGAACCUGCAAAGGAAUUUAGCCCAAAUAUAGUUGUAGUAACGGAACAACAUGCCACCAAAAACAGUGUUCCUGUCAGUGUGACAGCAGCUGUUGAGAAUACAUCUGCCGGUCUCCUUAAGGUCCCUGCGAUUCGAAGAUGUGGUAAAGGUGUAAGUCGCUCUCACUCUGACAUCAGUUCCAGGUACUCCAAAAAUUUUGCAGAUUUUGAUGCUUUUUUCAAGUACUGCGGGCUGGAUGGUGAGGUCAUCGAGUCUAUGGGGAAGGAGAACUUCUCUGCUCGCUCGGAUGAAAUUGCAAUAAACAUCCGAAGCGCCAGCGUCUCUACAUCAGAUGACGUAUUCUCCAGGCACAGCGGUGACAGUGACGGGCUACUGGAAGAUGACUUGAAUAAAAAGACACACCAAGGGACAUCAGUUAUUGAGCGCAAUGCACGGAUUAUCAAAUGGCUUUAUAGCUGCAAAAAUGCUGAAGAGACAGGGAAAAAGUUAAGAGACCUCGAUUGAGAUUUUCUCAAAAAUGAUUUUUUCGAAGCCCUUAGUGCCAAAUGCUUCCCUGAUACUGUUAGAUGAUACAUUUUAUCCAUCACUGACAAGACAUGUUGUGAAAUGUUCAUGUAUUUUUCUGUCCAAUGGCUCACUCAGAGAUGGUGUUUUCUAAGAAAGCAGUUACAGGUGAUUUGUGGCUUUA
This is a messenger RNA of Scomber japonicus (chub mackerel), 1325 nucleotides long. RefSeq names its product family with sequence similarity 110 member C (gene fam110c). The transcript has a single exon. Lineage: Eukaryota; Metazoa; Chordata; Actinopteri; Scombriformes; Scombridae. The record is from RefSeq and is a predicted model, not a curated record. The coding region runs from base 119 to 1141 and encodes 340 amino acids.